This is a messenger RNA of Penicillium roqueforti, 1083 nucleotides long. RefSeq names its product Clr5 domain-containing protein. Bases 1 to 1083 code for a protein of 360 amino acids. The record is from RefSeq and is a predicted model, not a curated record. The transcript has 2 exons. Lineage: Eukaryota; Fungi; Ascomycota; Eurotiomycetes; Eurotiales; Aspergillaceae.
AUGAAGACCUCUAUCUCGUCCGAGGUAUGGGAGAAGAAGAAGGCGUUGAUCUCCAAGUUGUAUAUGGAAGAUGAAUGGCCCUUGAAGCAGGUCAUCAAACAGAUCCGCACCGACGACUUCAAUCCCAGUGAAACCCAACUACGAAGCAGACUGAAGAAAUGGCGAGUGACCAAGCCAUCCCGCCAGACUCGAAAGAAGAGUCUGGCUUCGGCAGAAGACUUAGACUCAGACAAGGAUGCCAAGCGCAAGGCAUCCACCAUCCAAAGACCACUGCCAUCAUUAUCAACGAGAGAAACACAAGCCCGCCAUGAAUGGCCCAUGAUACAACCCAUCUACGCACAACAUCCCACCCUCCAACACCCCGUCCCAGACCGGGACCGGAAAUGGAGCUCUCCUAUGAUCCAACAACUCACCCCAAGCCCCUCCGGCGAGCACAUCCAAGACCGCACGACAGCCGUCUCCUAUGCCGAGCAUAGUCCAACAACAACACCCUUCGACCAAACCCACACCUCCCCAGUCGGGGAGGGCCUUAUGCUGAGCACAACCCCCGCCGUGGCCCCAUCCUACCCAGCCUACCCACUCUCACCCGAAUCGGGCCUUCCAAGCCCAGGCACGGCCACGACUCCCAGCAGCAUUGGCUGGUCGCCCCGUGCUGUCCCAGUUGACUACGGCCUCAACCCACCUCAGUGGUACUCUCUGCCCUUUGAAACCAUCCCUCCCCCGGCCGUCUCUCAGUCUCCGGCUGCUCCCAUGGCUCCUUCCAUCAAUGGAUACCUCCCUCAUGUCCAGCUCUACCAUCCUCAGUAUUACCACGGCGAGGCAGAGUACCCCCAUGUCUAUGAUUCCAAGAACUGGAAGCGCACUAUGUCGUUGCAAUAUGAUAUGGCUGGCCAUCUGGCUGCCCGGGCCGAGCACGGAGAUAGGAAGCAGAUGCUCCCACAGAUGCAGUCUCAUGGCCAGUGGCAUCCUAUGUCACCGCCGCCUAUUCAGUCCGGUGGGCCUCAUUCCUUGAUGUGUGCUCCGGUCAUGCCUUAUAUGGGCCAUGACCAUUAUGUGCAGAAGCCUCCAGGCAUUGGAUACUAG